AUGGCAUCCCCGCCAGGAAGAAACAGGCCAUCGAGGCCUGCCUCCGGAGAAAGGCGGAGGAGUACCAGGUGGACGCAGAGGGGAAGCGGGGGAAGAAGAAGACGGGCGAGACGGGCGAGAAGAAGACCGACUGGUUCGUCCAUGUUGGUUGGGCAUUCUUCGCCCUCCUCUUCAACUUCCGGCGGUUUGAGGGCUGCGGCUGGUACUCGGCGGGGCACUGGCGGACGAAUGGCUACAGCGUCACCGUCACCCUGCGGCGGGCGAGAGGACCCCCCCGGCCCGGCGACCCCCCGCCCCGCCCCCCCGACCCCCCGAAGACCAGCGGCAAGCGCACCCGCAGCGGGGCGCCCCUGGGCGCCCCGCAGGGCAGGGGAAUCGCCGACGAAUACUACCGGCGGGACCGCCCGCCAGAGGAUGCCAAGAUACACAUGUAUGUUGGCAUCGACCCUGGGCGGACCAAGAUGUACACCGCGGUGGACGAACACGCCAACGUGA
Molecule: messenger RNA, 495 nt
Organism: Auxenochlorella protothecoides
Lineage: Eukaryota; Viridiplantae; Chlorophyta; Trebouxiophyceae; Chlorellales; Chlorellaceae
Exons: 2
Coding region: 1-495 (164 amino acids)
Source: RefSeq, a predicted model, not a curated record